AUGGUGAAGGGCAGUGGGGCGCACUCAAGAAGAAGGCGCACCGCUCUUUUGCUGACGGCUGCUCCUGCUGCUGCGGUGACAGUUCUUCUUUUCGUGUCGUGGAGGAAUGUGGAGGAGGCAGGGGACGAGGCGAGAUCAACGGUCCGCCCUUCGCCGUUUCUGAUCGCUGCGUCUCAGGCACGUGGUACCACACCCACACUCUAUCAGUCUCUGCAGCCGGAGGAAAUUGGAGGUAUUCUACCGGGAAACAUAACAGCCUUCAUGUCUCCGAGAGGACCACACAGGGGAAAGGAGGUGCCACACUUUGACUACGGCGAUGGGCCCAGGCGCUACUGUAAUCCAUACCAUCCCAUGCGUCGUACCUUGCGUCCCUGCCAUGGUCUUCUCUACACGAAAGGCAACUGGCUGUACAACAGCAGUCUUUGGCCCCGAUACGCUUCUCGUGGAAAGGUGUUGGGAUGUUGUGAGCGGGUUUUCUGA
This is a messenger RNA of Trypanosoma cruzi, 480 nucleotides long. RefSeq lists its product as uncharacterized. The record is from RefSeq and is a predicted model, not a curated record. Bases 1 to 480 code for a protein of 159 amino acids. The transcript has a single exon. Lineage: Eukaryota; Euglenozoa; Kinetoplastea; Trypanosomatida; Trypanosomatidae.